GGGAAAGGGUCCAGUCCCAGGAUUGGUCGCGCAGGCGCAGGGAAGGAUCCGUUUUGGCGGGCGGUUGGCGUUACGCAGAACGCGGCGGCAGCGGCGGCCUGUGGUCCGGCCUCACCACCGAGGAACAGGGGAGACGUUAGCGUGAGUGAUCGGUCUCGAUCCCGGGGAAGUUCUGGUGAUUUUCACUGCCCUUGACAGUACCUCUGGAAAAGAGAGAAAGGUAUCCAGGGUACAAAGGUUUCCAAGGAAGACUACUAUUUUUUGCUUUUAUCAAGAGGAUGGCUUUAGCUGAUCAUCGUACUAAUGGGAAGGAGUCCAGGUCAUCCUGAGAAGAGUUGGCUUGUGCAGAGUCCAGGACGCAGAUUUGUUGGAUUUCUGAACCCGGUGGCCUUAGUCCUUCAGGUGGAACAACGUGAGACAUGGGAAAGAAAACCAAGCGGACAGCUGACAGUUCUUCUUCAGAGGAUGAGGAGGAGUACGUCGUGGAGAAGGUGCUAGACAGGCGUGUGGUUAAGGGGCAAGUGGAGUAUCUACUGAAGUGGAAAGGCUUUUCCGAGGAGCACAAUACUUGGGAACCCGAGAAAAACUUGGAUUGCCCUGAGCUAAUUUCUGAGUUUAUGAAAAAGUAUAAGAAGAUGAAGGAGGGUGAAAAUAACAAACCCAGGGAGAAGUCAGAAGGUAACAAGAGGAAAUCCAAUUUCUCAAACAGUGCUGAUGAUAUCAAAUCCAAAAAAAAGAGAGAGCAGAGCAAUGAUAUCGCUCGGGGCUUUGAGAGAGGAUUGGAACCAGAAAAGAUCAUUGGGGCGACAGAUUCCUGUGGCGAUUUAAUGUUCCUAAUGAAAUGGAAAGACACAGAUGAAGCAGACCUGGUUCUUGCAAAAGAAGCUAAUGUUAAAUGUCCACAAAUUGUGAUAGCAUUUUAUGAAGAGAGACUGACGUGGCAUGCAUAUCCUGAGGAUGCGGAAAACAAAGAGAAAGAAACAGCAAAGAGCUAAAGGAGGGGGUGGUCUCUGCCAUUUCUCUUUGUACAUAAUACAUUCACCUCCCUGCCUCCUCUCCCUCUACCCACCCCCUUCUAUCCUAAACACAUCCAUAAAAAAUGUGCUUAUCACUGUGCUCCACAGGAGAAAUGUCGGUAUUGGUUCUCUUGUAACAUAACUGACGGUCUGAUUCAUGAUAGGUGUCUCUCUGUGAAGACCAGGCAUUUACAUACUGUGUGUAAUUCUCACCAGUUUUUCCUUUGCCCUGCUCUCUUCCUUCUGCUCCCCUGUGACCUCAAGAUGAGUUAUAACUUUUUAAUCACCUUAGAGUCUUGAUCUUUUCAGGGUUGGUCGCUUUUUAGUGGGGGAUUUUGCUAUAAUGAUGAUGAAUUUUGGUUUCUUUCUUUGGCUGUUGGAACAUGUUGAUGACCAGCUAGGCUUUGUUUUGAGAUGUUGGGUUGGAAAAGAUGUUGCCCAUCUUUUUAAAAAGCCAGUAGCAACUGCCUACGUGUUGGGGCUUCCCCAGCCUCAUUCAGCUGUACCCAGGAGAAUACAGGGUUCCUCGUGUGGUCUUCUGGGCCACCCUCUGUUGUUCAUCCUCACCCAUCCUCCCAGAAUAGCUCCAUCCUUUGGAGGGCUUGAAAUUUUACAUUCAGAUUUGUCAAGGCACUCCUUUUAGCCCCAGGACUUUUGGCCUUGUCUCUCAGCGAUCCCUGAUUCUGCUUCUGCAAGUUGGUGUAGGCUGUCAUAAAAUGACAAGAUUAUUGACUGUGGAGAUUUGUAGCUAUUAGUACAUGAGGAUGACGGGGUAGGAUACAAUUGUCUUUAUGAUCACAUAUGGUAUAUAUGUAUUAUUUCCUUCCAUCCCUCCCGUUUGGAUUAUCUAUUUAUGUAGGUGUGAGUGACUGCCUGGUGCUUGCUUGUGCCAAGGUGCUAGGCACCCUCCAGCCCUGCCAACUUUUGUGGCCUCCCAAAGCAUUCCUGUUACCAAAGAGGCUUCAAACCUGACCCUCACUUCUCAGUGGACCCAAGUUUCCCUCCAUGCCAUUAUUUUCAGUGGGGAAUUCUUAGAGGGGAGCCAUUGGCCACAGUAUCAAUUUUAAGUAUUCAUAGUGUUUAUAAUCAUAAAUGUCCUGCUUUGAUGACUCCUGGAUUUGCCACCAAGAGUCCCCAAAGUAUUAACGCUCUUCCCUUUCUCCACCCUCAAACUCUUAGUUGUAUCUUUGUUUUUUUUAAAAUGCAUUUCCAUGGAAGACUAUCAACCUCAGAGAGUGACAGGCCCCGGCAGUAGCAUGUUGACACGACCUUGUCCUACUCAGCAAAAUACUUCCCUUUUGGCUUCUUCCUGCUUUACCAUUAUAUUGAGAGAUUAUUUUUCUGAUUAUAUCCUCUGCCUUUGUUCCCCAAGAAACACCCUACUUCUCGUUACCUUUUUUUCUUGUAGUUGAAGGGGGCUAGAGAAUCAAGACUAAAAGUAAAGAAAUAGCAGGGUUUUGAGCAUCCUUGUCCCAGCCCAAAGCUGAGGAGAUAAGAAUAAAUGCUUGAAAUGGCCUUAACUCUAGAGUUCACCAGCCAUUGAGGUUUUUGUGGUUGCUUUUGAUUUUUAAAACAUACAUAGCUGUCUGGCCAGGAGCAUUCAACCAUUUCUAGAUUAUUCAGAGUAACGAGGGGAAUGGAGAGAUUGCUCCAGUCCACAGAUGAGCCGAAUAAUAUGCAAAUCAUAUACCCAUUCAUAGCAUUUGUUAACAUUGCUUCCCUGCUCAGCUGCUGAUUGAAUUCUGUGUGGUUGUAUAAAUUAUGUCAAAAAUUAUACUGCACGGUUGAGAAGACAGCUGUUGCUGCAGUGACAUGACAGACUGGAACAAUGAAGCUUUUGGUUUCAGCCAUCCAGGAAAAUCCUUCUGAAUGGUAAUGUGAUUGGGUGAGAACGCAUAACCCAUACCUCAGGUGGGUAGGGGUUUCAUCUCCAUCUUCCUUAACUCUGAAGGAAUUAAAGGCCUAGGUCAAGUGCUGGAUAGUUGACAGUUGUUAGUACUUAAUCUGAUGGGCAUCUGAAAGAAAGGAUAGUCAGAAAAGAGAUUUUUCAUACAAGUAACUAAGGAUAUCAAUUAGGGUAUACCAGAAUAGGACAGAAGUAGGCCAGAGCCACUGAGGAGGUAAUCCGGGUCUCUUAAGUUGGCAGGUGGAGAAAAUGACAGCUUAUCCAUGUAGCCAGAGUGUGUCUCCCAGGAGCAGUGGGUAUGUAAGCAAAGUACAGUGACCAUAUUUUUAGAGCCCAAAUCUAGCCUGUGGACAAAGAACACAACCGAAUUAUUUGGUACUAAGACUGGUCUUGAGAAACGUGGGACACAUAGUUGCCAGGGUUGUAGGUAAUACGUAAGGCAUUCAUCAAAAUCAGAUUUCUUUUAACAAAAACCCCCAGUAUCGUCUACUACUCAUCACCCCUUUAAUACUUCAGUCUUCGCUCCAUUCAUCUUUUUCUGUCCACAGUUUACUGAAUCAUGGUCUUGUACUGAGUGCUGCCCAAACAACUUGUUCUCUCCCUGCCUACCCACUGCUACUUCUGUAGGAACAGAGGGAGCCAGAGGCCAAUACUGAUCUCAGCCCUCAGCAGAAAGGAGACGGAUGCUUGCCUGUUCUUCUGGCAUUUGUUAGUGCUGAGUAGCUGUCCAGGCCCUUGGAGGAUUGCAGCCUCAAAGAGAAACCUGCUUUCAUGGGGCUUUCUCCUCUCAGAAGAGUCAGUGGCCCUGGGCUAAGCGCUCUUGAACAUCUAGGUCUCAGGUGCUCAAAGUAUAUUUUUCUUAUGUUAAGUCCUCUUUCAAAACAUCUUUCUAAUGCUGAAUUUUUUCUUGAAAUCAGCAUUCAAGGAUUUCUCUUUCCAGAGAAUGUAGCAGAGCUUUGACCAGCAGAGUCUACCAAGGUCAGCAUAGCUGCUUUUCUGAGCCCUGGGCUGGGCGGAUCCCCUCACAUUAAGAUCAGCUGUUAGAGAACGUCAGCCCUGAUGGAAGCACCCAUUUUUAACCUGGAGAGAGCCGUAUCAUUUUUCCUCCUGCAGUCCGGUUUUCAUCUGCUCAAGGGAGCAUUUGGACCUGUGGUGUUCCUUAAUGCUCGAAAGUCUAUGGUCCUCGGCUGGCCCCCAGCCGUAUAUCCGUACUACUUUUUUUUGUUGAAGAAAAGUUGGUCUUUUUCCUGUAGUUCCUGCAGUUUUAGAUUCUUCUUAACUCUUCGUACUUGUGCUGUAGCCUCCCUGCAAUCCAAUUUCCUUAUCUUUAGGCCAAAUCCUUUGGCCUCAGGGAAGGUGCCUGUGAUUUUCAUCUUGUGGUUUUGUCUGAUCUGUGUGUAGCCCAGCCUACCUAAGGUACAGUGAGGGAUCCGUGUUUGGGCUGGGGAGUGAUUGUUUUUGCCUUUAGGGUUCAAAUUUGAGGGCCUAAAAUAAGUUGGCAGUGACCUGAGAACUUCAGGAAGGGUUAUAUCAUUAGAUUUGAAAUGUGGAAAUGGUUUCUCACAAAUUAGGUCAAAGGAAAAGCUCAUUUUGCACCCAUGGCUCCAUCCCUUUGGUUUAGGUUUUUAGAGUGUUGAGAUCUGUACCUUUGUAAUUAGACCACCAAGCAAGCAUACCUGUGUCAGGUCAGAGAGAGGAAAGGUCUGGACCCAGUGUAUUUGUUUCAUUUUGGCUUUACCACUAAUCAUAAAAGUUUUCAAAAAUAGAGAUGUUACCAGCCUUGCCCCCAAGAGCACAUGCUUGGAAUUGCCUGCCCCCCAAUUAAUCAUGGUGGAUUUCUAUUGAGCCAUCCACAUUCCGGCCACCUUAGUUACAUCAACAUGCAUUUCAUUCAAUGGACGUUUUUUGGCCCUGGGGAUACCAAGUUCAAACAGAUGCAGUCCCUGACCGCAAAGAAUCUUCAUACAGGUGUGGGAUGAACUACUACCAGUUCAUUGUAGUAAAUGCUACAAAUGGGCACACAUUUUAUAUUUGAGGGCAGAGACAACUGACUGGUUGGUAUAGUUUGUGGCCCUAAAGUAGGAGGGUGACAACAGGUUCGUGUGUAGAAAAGACGUGAUCUUGGGUGAAUUGAACUAACUGGCCAUAGAUGGACCACAACAAAGGGUUGUUUUAUUCCAGAAAAUAAAGAUAACAGGUUUGGUUAGAAAUGCUACUACAAGAGAAAGGUGAGUGGAGGUUGAGAACCCCUGGCUUCAGUCCCUAUUUGAGGCUCUUUGCCAAAGUAUUUAAAGGUAGUUAAUCCUUGCUUGUGGAAGGUAUUAACUAUGUUGCAGAUCCAGUUACGUGUUGUUGCUGUAUUGUGGGUUCUGUAAAAUGUAUUCAUUAUGGAUACUUCAUCAGUGUUGCUCACACCUUUUUCAGUUUCUCAUCCCUUUUGAAGGAAUUAACAUGAGGCUGGCUUGAAGCCUAAAACAGGGACAUGCUUUCCAAUGACAGAAGAUUUGCCAAGAAGAAAAAAAAAGGCUUGGGGCACAUCUGGUAACACCUGGGCAUCUAUUCUGGGCAGUGUAGUUUUAUUUAACACCUCAAGAUGGGGAUUUCUAAGCAGAGACUUGUGGCACUUAUGUGGAAACCUCUCCCAGAAAUACACAUGACCCAGAGUUUCGGAUUUAAUCAGCCUAGGGAGGUCCAGGGUGAGGCCUGUGAAGAAACAGUCUGGCCUUAAGAAAUGUCCUAGUUCUGACCAUGUGAUCACAGGAAAAAUGCUACUUUGCCUGCAUAAUUGAGAGUUGGAUAAUUGAAAGUUGACCCAAGUGUGAAGGUUCCUUGGAUAGCUUCAUAAAAAUUCUAGUUUCUUUUUGCUUGCGCUGGAUUUCUUGGAUUUUAAACUACCUCAUCUCGUCUUUUUAGAGUUACUUCAGGCUUGUCGUUGCCACUUUAACAUCAUGCUUGACUGUGGUGGUUUUCUAAGAUGGAAUGUUUCCUAUUCGUUGAGAGCGUGUUUUCUUGCUUUUUAUCCUGGUCCUCAUUUCACCUAACAUCAUCACAUGUUGCUCCUCUGUCAGAGAAAUAUUUUAAGAUAGUUUAAAAUCUUGGUUCAUGGGAAGAAAGAGACCCUCCAAUGCUAUAUUUGUCUCUGAGGUCAGUGAGAGAAGGAGUUAAAACAAGGUGGUGGGGGAAGGGACAGAACCUGCACUGGAGGCAGCCGACAGGGGAAGAACCAUUAAUUAAAACAAUUUCAAAGUCAACUGAUUGUGAUCAUUAAUGUCACAAUAGAUCAAAACCUAAUUAUCACUGCCUAGGUAAGAGCCAUCAGUAUUAAUCAGAAAAUCUAAUAGGAAACUAUUAUCAAGAAAUUAGGCCAAAUUGAAUGCAAUGAAGUUCUUGCCAUUCUCUCUCCUCUCCUUUUUUUCUUUUUUCUUUUUUUUUUUAAUUUGGCGAUGUCCCCUGGCAUUGGCAGGUGUGACCCUCACAGUUGACCCAGGCCCCAGUGGCCAGUUUGUCAUGAUUUCUGAGAAAUUCCAACACAGACUGAACCUGAACUGUCACUGCUGCUUUAAUCAGUCUUGAACUUUCUCAUCACCUGGUCUCACCCAAUGUGAUCAGCCAUCAAUGAAAAAAGGUUUAUAUUUAGGUCUUGGAACGGUUGGUCCUUCCUGGAACUAGAGCAUCCCUGGUGAACAUUAUACUGUGUGUGUUGAUUAAUCAUUCUUCGAGCUCCUGAGGUACGUAGGGUCCUGUUGCUCUGGCUACUGCAAGUAGGUAUGGAGGAAAGGAGGGGCUUCCUGCCUGGAGAUCCUUCCAGAAGACCUUAGAAGAUAGAGUUUCAUCAUGUCACGGCCCUUUUAAGGCUCGAGUCACUGUUUUGCAGUUUCCAGGAGCUUUAGGAUUUGAUUCUAAACCAGGACUGUCUGUGGUUUUAAGUUUUUUUCCCCUUCGUUUUAGGGUAAGGGUCAUAGUGAUUUCUCCCAGAAUCCAGUGUAAAUCCAAAGGAGGGGGGAACAUGUUUUUUCUUUUGCCUUUCUUUUGUUAAAGAUUUAUGCCUCUGGCAGGAGGUAAGAAUAUGACAAGUGUCUUCUGACUAGUUAUAGAGAUCACUUUAUACCCUCUCCCUGAAUGGAAGAAUAAGUGUCACCAUCUAUAUUCUUAACUGUUUUUGAAGAUACUGCAAUUCCUGAGGUUGAGCUGAGGCAGAAAGAUUGGAAAGAUGCUGGCCCUGGGUAUUGUGGGGAGGGAUGAGUAGCAGCAGGGGGUGUUUGGUGGUGCUAGGGUUCCUAGCUUAGCCUGUAGAGAAUGUUGCUGCUGCCACCGCAGUGGCUGGCCUUUCCCCACCAACCUUGGAGCUCAGAGCACUACCCAGACCACCUCUGAGGAAGUUGUUCUUAGCUUUCUGCUUGAGUGUGGUCUUGCUUCACUCUGAAUUUUAGGAAUUUGGGUUACUCGGUAUAGAACUUUGAGAAAUUGGUGUGACUUAGUCCUUCACCUCUUAAAGUAAAGUGAGUAUUUCUUUACAAAAGAAUUCAUGCCCUGGGCUUCCCUGGUGGCGCAGUGGUUGGGAGUCUGCCUGCCGAUUCAGGGGACGCAGGUUCGUGCCCCGGCCCGGGAGGAUCCCACAUGCCGCAGAGCGGCUGGGCCCGUGAGCCAUGGCUGCUGAGCCUGCGCGUCUGGAGCCUGUGCUCUGCGACGGGAGGGGCCGCAGCAGUGAGAGGCCCGCGUACCACCAAAAAAAAAAAAAAAAAAGAAUUCAUGCCCUUAAUGUUUAAACUGUAAUUUUAUUUUCAAGACACCCAUUAACACAUGACUUUCAGAAGCAACUUCUUUCUUCAAGGUUCCUUGCGUUGUGCUAGAUAAAUAAUGGGCCAUCAGUUAAUACUUGUGGGUUGAUUGAGUUCAUCUGGUUUGCAGGGUGAGGUGUGCUACUGGCUUCCUUUUGCUCCCAAGUGCACUCUUAAGAUGUAAAAUGCUCCGGGGAUGGACAAGAAUUGAGUGGAUGCUGACUAUGGUGCCAACCUCCUCAACUGAUUCAUAAUGGCUGACCUUGGGCAAGUCACUCCUUUCAAUGCCUCAGUUCCCCAUCUGUCAAAUGGGGAUAAUAAUACUGACCUACCUCACAGGGGUGUUGUGAGGCAUUGUAAAUCAAAGUUGCUAGAAUACUUUAGGGUCCUCGACGGAGGAUGCCCUGAGCCGAGGUCUAGGCCUGCCAUAGGCUUUUGUCCUCACUGAGCUGUCCCAAGGUUGGAACUACUUAGUGACCUUGGCAAAUUCUCUGCCCCCCACCCCUCAUCAAAGCUGCUAGUUCAGAUGUUGACAGUGUUUCCAUGAAUGUUGAAGUCCUAAUAGUGCAGACUUAGGAUGUUACGGGGGAAAGCACUUAGUCUAUUUUAUGUCUUGCAUCCACAAAGAGAGGCUGUUUGAGACCCAAGAGCAUUGGAUUAGGGAAUCAGGGAUGCUGCUGCUGCUUUCUCUGCUGGUUGGGAAUUAAGGUCCCAUACCCCAUGGGCUUGGGACAGACUUGGGUUGUCUCGGGAGCAGAGCACACACAGUGGGUUUGAUUUAUAUCUUGGCUUGCUGCUCCCUGAACCGAUCCCAGGACGGCUGGGUCACUUCACCCCUUCGUGGUAUCUGUACCCGAGCCUUUGCCUCCCCAUAGGAACCAGCUGGUUCAGUAAGCAUAACCACUUCUUCCAUCCCCCACCAAAAAAGAGCCACAUCUUGGAAAAUUUUUUUCUAGAGAUAAGCUUAACACUCAGAAUCGGGCAGUGAUGCUCCUGAAAGCUUCAUCCAGUUCACUGUAUUCAGCAUCUGUCAUCUCUUUCUCGGUGUCCACUGUCUGAACCUGACUUUGACCUUUCUUCCCUCUGGUUUGGGAAAGCUUUGGACACUUUGUUAUUUGCCCAGGUGUGGGCCCAAGAGCCUUGCUCUCCGUCUCAGUUCAGGGGCUCGGCUGGCUCCUCUCCCCAACAGGGCUCUUUCUCCUUUCCCUCUCCUUGGCCCUAGAUGUGUAACCCCUGAAAAAGCACAAGGUCCUGGCCCCUUGCUGUGGUCACAUUCUGGUUCUCAUUGUUUAGUGGACUCUGCUCCUCUGUUGACUGCACUGGCGGCACCAGGCGGUUCUGUGGAGUCCUGGAGGAUGGAGAGAGCACGGUCUGCCAUCCUGCCAAGUAGCCAGGAGUUGAUUUGCCCACGGCCACAGGCCUUCUCACCCCUUCCCACAGGAUGGGAUCUGAGAGAUUCCAGAGGCUGGGUUUCUUUCAGCACUCGGUGCCAUCCUGAGUAGCAAAACAGAUCACACUUUGUAGCCAGAUUUCUGAAUGGAAAAAUGGGAAAUUGAAUUCUCUAUGGACCUUUUUGGUUUGUGGGGGAGUUUUGGUUGUGUUUCUGGGUUUUAUUUCAGCCAAACAUGUCUGCUUUUGAUUUUUUUUUUUAGGAUAAGUGAUAUAUAUAUAUAUAUAUGUUCGCCUUUUAAAUGUAAAUGUUUAAAAGUAGGCAAUUUAUGUGUUUCCACAACUGACAUCUGAUGCAGACCUCAUUCUCUCCCCCUCUUCCACUCUCCUCUUUUCCCUCUUUUCAUACUCUUGUAUUGGUUCUAAUAAAUGGUUGCUUUUCAAAUACGGA
Messenger RNA from Orcinus orca (killer whale), 9540 nucleotides. It is a transcript of the gene CBX5, whose product is annotated as chromobox 5. The record is from RefSeq and is a predicted model, not a curated record. The transcript is spliced from 7 exons. The coding region runs from base 420 to 995 and encodes 191 amino acids. Gene Ontology annotation, biological process: negative regulation of transcription by RNA polymerase II; chromatin organization. NCBI's taxonomy places the organism in Eukaryota, Metazoa, Chordata, Mammalia, Artiodactyla, Delphinidae. Gene Ontology annotation, molecular function: chromatin binding. Gene Ontology annotation, cellular component: nucleus; pericentric heterochromatin.